Messenger RNA from Tricharina praecox, 2351 nucleotides. Its product is annotated as VRR-NUC domain-containing protein. The record is from RefSeq and is a predicted model, not a curated record. Gene Ontology annotation, biological process: interstrand cross-link repair. Bases 27 to 2294 code for a protein of 755 amino acids. Gene Ontology annotation, cellular component: nucleus. The transcript has 4 exons. Gene Ontology annotation, molecular function: flap-structured DNA binding; 5'-3' exonuclease activity; 5'-flap endonuclease activity. NCBI's taxonomy places the organism in Eukaryota, Fungi, Ascomycota, Pezizomycetes, Pezizales, Pyronemataceae.
CGCUGAGCCAAUCCAGCCGAAACCAGAUGACCACCGGACCGCCCAAGAAGCGUGCGCGAACCUCGGGUGGUGGUGGUGGUGGUGGUGGUGGGUUGGGAAGCGAUAGCUCCACACCACCGCCAUCACCACCGUCGGCGCCGCUCGACGAGCUAGAAACGGUAGACGCGGAUGCGGAUGCAGACGAGGCCGAGCCACUGCUCGCGACCCCCGAGCGCACCGAGGCAGUGCAGAAAUACGAGGGCGGUCGCGAGGUGGACGCGGAAACGGGCACGUACACGAGCUCGAUCUAUGUCGACGCCUUUGUCCUCGCGCUGGAUACCGUGCUAGCCGAUGAAGCAUAUCUCUUCUCCGAGGACGAGCUGGAGGUCUUCGUCAAGUACCGGUCGUUGCCGUAUGCGGCGCAACAUCUAUAUGUGCGUUUGUUCCUGCGCAAGACGGAUGCGUGGUUCCGUAUCGGCAGGCUACAGUACCCGAAGGAUAUACCGGACGUGGGCGCUGCGUGUGCGCUCCUGCAGAGCAAGGACGUUGGGUUUGCGAAUGAUGAUGCGGAUAUUGCCCUCGAGGACGCGGCGGGACUGUUGCUCGUCGAAGAGCUGAAAGCCGUGACGAAGGAUGCCAAAUGCGCCGUCACCGGGUCGAACAAACCGCAGCUCAUUGCCGGGUUGAUGAAAGCGUCGAGAGAGCAGGCAGGGCUUCGCGCGAGAGGCGGGCAGCUGAAGCUGCAGUUCGACGGGAAGGGGAAUUAUGUCAACCGCGAGGAACACUUCGUGAAGAAGAUACUGGAGAGAACCGGUCCUUGCAUCCGUCUGUCGUCGGCGGUGACGGUCCUCUUCAACCGUGUGCACCUGGUCUUCUACCGGUCCACCGAGUGGACGGAGAAGUCGCUCACAACCGUCAUCCUAUCGCGCACGAUGAAGCGCAACUUCCCCCACUACAUCGUUUCGCGCACAUCCAACAUAUUCCCCACGCGCCAGGCCCUACUAGAUUUCGAAGCCUCAAUCAAACUGCAGUCCGAGGUAGACGAGAUCCUAGUAACCCCUGGUGCCCCAGGAGAAGAAGGUCUGCAGCGAGUCCAUGAAAUCUUCGAAGCUACAUAUCCGAUCUGGGAGCAACUUGUCGCGGCAGAGGCGGAGAGUACUCUCGCUGCCGAACACGACGAAGCCCUGGAGCGCGUGUACCUCCGUCGCUUCAACGCCGGGUGGGUAUACACGCGCAUCGCGCACAAAGGCGUGUACGUUCUUGGGCGGUUCAAGCUAUACGAGCGCGAGCACUCGGUGCUCAGCGCACUACUAUCGCAAAAGUUCUUUCAGCCCGCACGCCGGGGCGUCUGGUACCAGCGCAAAGCCCUGAUCGAAGAGAACUACAUGAGCGAUCUCGACGGCGACAGCAAAGCUCCCAAGGAAGCACGGAUCAAGAAGUGGCGGAAGGCGGCGCUUUCCACCUGCGAGGCCGGCCUGCAGGACCCCCAAACACACUUAAUCUUCCACUACGACUUGCAGAAACGCAUUUUGAAGCUGGAGCACAAGCUGCGCGUUCCCAAGCGUAUGCAGCAUGAUUUCGGCCAUGCAAGGCUACGCAAGCCGAGCGAUCGCACAAUCUUUGGCGAACGCCUCAACGAGCCGGAGCUCGGCCGGAAAACCCUGUGGCGCGAUCCCGAAGAUGGGUUGGCUGAGUGCAGCGUCGAGGAAAUGUGUCUCUCCGUCUACCGCUCCGAGGGGUGGAAGGGCUAUCACUGCGAGGGCGGCAUAGUGAGAACGCUCUUUGCCUACCUCUUCUACGACAUGUUAUUCCUAUACCUGCCCAACGUCUUCGAGACCGAGUUCCAGACGUGUCCGCUCGAUCUCUUCACCGACGCGUUCUAUCCCGUUCGAGCAUCGGAGAUCAACCACCGGCUGGCCGAGAUCGCGAACGGCGGUGCGCGGCGGAUAGUCAAAGAGGUGUGGGAGAACAAUCAAGAACGGCAGCCGUGCGUCGUCGGGCUGAAUUGGAGCUAUUCCAUCGAGGACCUGGAGGAGAUUGUUGAGUGCUUCCCGCCCGAUGCACUCGCCACCGUCUGCAAGGUGCUCUGUCAGGAGUAUCGACAGCGCGGCGGCGGCAUGCCGGAUCUGUUCCUGUGGAGAUAUGGAGAGGGCGAUGAUCCCGUGAAGGAGGUUUUGUUCUCCGAAGUCAAGUCGGAGAAUGAUCGGUUGAGUGAUACGCAGAGACUUUGGAUUCAUGUUUUGAGCAGUGCGGGGGUAGCGGUGGAGCUUUGCGCUGCGAGGUCCAAGAGGAAGAACGAAAGUCAGGCGGAUUAGCCCAUUUGACUAGCUAGUAAUCCGGAGGAACGAAUAUAAAUGGCUUAUGACUCCAAA